Toxorhynchites rutilus septentrionalis is the source of this 4295-nucleotide messenger RNA. RefSeq lists its product as uncharacterized. The record is from RefSeq and is a predicted model, not a curated record. NCBI's taxonomy places the organism in Eukaryota, Metazoa, Arthropoda, Insecta, Diptera, Culicidae. The transcript has 12 exons. The coding region runs from base 528 to 3962 and encodes 1144 amino acids.
UCUAUUCCAUUUUUUAUUUUGCACGCGAACCGUUUUUCCUUGUGUUUUGUGUUUUGCAAGCGUCAUGCAUUAAUUUGAUGCUCGUUUGUUUACUUGCUCGAAUACCUCUGGAGGGCUGAGAAUUGCAUCAAAACUCGAAGUCAAUCAGCAUCCAAUGAUUGCGCAGAACGCGUCAAUAACUCUCCCUUAUCUCGGUAGUGUAAUCUCUCAGUGUUCAAUGUGUACAGCAAAACUAGCGCUUCGAUGACGACAACCUUUUAGCCGGUCAGCCUUCUCCCACGAGUCGCGGUCUACAGAAAGUGCUUCCUCCCGUUAUCGAAGAGUCAGCUGAUCAGAGAGUAGAGUUCUGUUGGUGCUUGUGUGUGUGUGUGUGUGUGUGGUAUCAACACGGACAAAUGACACACCAAUUGUUAUAUUCGCGGCGAAACAACAAAGUACAAAUUGAUUAACCUUAAUUAAGCGUGUGUGCAUCUCGUCGUCAUUCCCCAACUAGUCGAGCGCGCUCAAAAUAAAUCUACAUACACUUAAUGGAUACUGCAAGCAGUCUAGUGAUAUCGGAAAAGCAGAAACAGUUGCCGCGUCCCAAAUGUAAAGACGAAGGCAAGAAGAAGGUGAAAAAGAAGAAAGUUGAAAUAAGAGGUGAAGAAGCUAGCGAUGCGAUGCCUAAGGGUUCUGAAUCGAGUGGUACUUCGAUAGGUCGUCCGAUGACGGACGACGAUUUCGAACAUAUUUUUGAGGCAUCGAUGCGGGAUUUGGAGACGAUAAAAUCGGAUUCUGAUAGUGAUUUUGGCGACGAUCAUGGAUUGCCUGUUAAAAAGCCUAAAAACCCACCGACCAACACUCGGAAGAAAAGUGCCUGUUCUUCGAGUGAGAGUAGUGUAAGUGAUGUUGAAGAGGAUGUAUAUUCGUGGAUAGAAAAUUGUCCCAAAUCUCCUGUCAGUCCUAGACGACUGGAUCUUGUACCGUUUAUCCCACCUCAUGCCAUGGUGCUUCCAUUUGCUGUCCGGCGGAGGUUAUCAGAAUGCUUGGAAGAAGACGAAGAGGAAGAUAAACCACCAAACACAAACGGUACGAGGAAUGGCCAAAGCACCGUUAAAAACGGCAAUCAUAAACAUACCCAGGAGUCCAAUUCUGCGAGCGAAAAAUCGCCACCAAAAGAUGACGACUCAACAGCGGUUCGCAAAUCACGAUUCAUGGUUACCAAAGCACAAGAAACUCCUCGACUUCGACCAGAAUCGAUUAAUUUACGACCUUUGACAGCCGCACAGAACUCGCAGACCAUUCAGUUUCCCUGCAGUCAAUUUGCGUCUGGUGAAAAUCGAACAUCAUUAAAGAGCAUCUUCGCGCCUGAAUCAACAUUCCCCAAUCCUCACUUGGACAAACGAUUCUUCGAUACAUCACUGGUCGAAAUACGACCCGUUACUGCCAGUAUUUCGUCCCUCGUAGAUGCGGGCGUCUCGGAAGAACAGAACCGCAGCAGCAGCAGCAGUAGUGCGUCUGCCAGCGGUAAACAUCAACGGGCCCCAUUUGUGCUAAAUGAAGUGUGGGUCAAGCGAACAGACGCCGAGCUUCCACCAAAGAAAUCAGUCGGUGCGUCGGUGACGUCAUCCAAGGCGGCAACGUUACCAGUAUCAUCUUCAAAGACGGCGGCGGCGGCACCUCCAACGACAAGUAAAAACGUCUACAACGAUUCCGCCGAUGUCGACAGUCACUUUCAGCGUCCUUCAACGGCCCCGGCUGGGGGAUCCGAUUCGGCCCGGUCGUCUAAGCGACAGAAGAAAAGCGAAAGGGAAGCCAAAAAGCAGGAGAAAGAGCAGAAGAAAAUCGAACGGGAAACGGCCCGACGGUUGGAACGCGAGGCGGCAAAGCUGGAAAAGCUAAACCGCAAACACGAGAGUCUAUCUCGCAGCACGGAACGCGUGAGCGGCGGGCGGUCGGGUUCGUUGGAAAGGCGGCGAAGUGGUGACGAAGUGGCUCCUGUGCUAAAUCAGUCCACUGUGCACGGUAUUGCAAGUCCAAAUCGUCGUCCAACAAUAUUCGAUGUGUUCCGUACACGAAAAGGAUCGGAUUCCAAAAAGAAGAAAGAUGAUUCGAGUAAAUCAGGCUCCGACAAGGAUAGCAGCAGCGGAAGCGGUACGAUUACUGCAUCAUCCGGUGGCAUCAUGAAUAGCAUGAAGGCUGCCCUUCAUGUGGGAAGUCGACACAGCCAUCACACGGGAACCGGUGGUACCCAAACAGCAAGUGGCGAUACGAAAGUACGCGACGGAUCUGCACAUUUACAUGCUGGCAGUGACGCACAGUACUACCACACAGUGACGGCCGUACGGCGGGCUGACGCCGGCAAGUCUCCAAUGACAAAAGUGAUGGAUUUAUUUAGACAUCGUUCCAAUUCAGCAGUGUCUGAGGCCGACAAGCGGAAAGCGCGAGCUGCGGCACAGCAUCAACAGCAAUUAGCAGCCCAAACUGCUCAUAUGCGGCGAGCAUCGGCGGAGCUGGCAGAAAGACGUCGAGCAUCGUUAGGCGCUAGUCGGGGUUUACGACCGGACGGAACGUUAGAUCCUUAUCACGCAGCGAUACUGUUCCGGGAUUCACGAGGGUUGCCUGUUGCGGAUCCCUUCCUGGAGAAAGUUAGUUUAUCCGAUCUAGAAGAAGAUGAAUCGCAGAUCUUCGUGAAGUUCUUCCGAUUCCACAAGUGCUAUGACCUGGUGCCGACCUCGGCCAAACUAGUCGUAUUCGAUACUCAGCUACUCGUCAAGAAGGCAUUUUACGCGCUCGUCUAUAAUGGUGUCAGAGCGGCACCGCUGUGGGACUCGAAGCGGCAGGAAUUCAUCGGCAUGCUGACGAUCACGGACUUCAUUAAGAUUCUAAAGAUGUACUACAAAUCACCCAAUUCGUCGAUGGAUGAACUGGAGGAGCACAAGCUGGAGACCUGGAGAAGCGUCUUACAGGAAGAGGUUAAAAAGCUAGUUAGUAUCGGACCAGACGCAUCCCUCUACGAUGCCAUCAAAACGCUUAUACACAAUCGAAUCCACCGUUUGCCGGUGAUUGAACCACAAACUGGAAAUGUUUUGUAUAUACUAACCCACAAGAGAAUACUUCGAUUUCUGUUUCUAUAUAUUAACGAGCUACCGAAACCAUCGUACAUGCAGAAGACCCUACGGGAGGUUCGUAUUGGCAGUUACGAUAACAUCGAGAUCGCAACGGAGGACACCAGCAUCAUCACGGCGCUGUAUAAAUUUGUCGAUCGACGAGUGUCCGCUCUGCCGAUCGUGGAUGUCGAAGGUCGCCUGAAAGACAUCUACGCCAAGUUUGAUGUUAUUAAUUUGGCGGCGGAAAAAACCUACAACGAUUUGGACGUUUCGCUGAAAACUGCCAACGAACAUCGUAAUGCAUGGUUCGAAGGAGUCCAGAACUGCAAACUAGAUGAAACCUUGUACACGAUUAUGGAGCGAAUCGUACGGGCCGAAGUUCACAGAUUAGUUGUGGUAGACGACGAUGAAAAGGUGAUUGGUAUUAUCUCGCUCUCGGACAUUUUGUUAUAUCUUGUGCUACGGCCUACCGGGGAUGGUCUCGGAACCUCGGAAUCACUACGAGCGACCGAUUCAAAGCUGCACAAAUCCAUCAGCAAAUUAAAUCAAACGCAGCGGGAUAGCAAUGAAAGCAUCGAAGAAGAGAAGGAAUAUACAGCGGCGGAAGGUGGCGAGGCGGAGGAGGUCGAACCAAAUAUUAGCGUUGAGUAUAAGAUAGCUGUUAAGACUGAAACAACAGAGGAGAAUGAUGAGCCACUUGCCACUGAUGACAAACAAUCGAACGUCGAUGAUGCGGCUCCUGCACCGGAAACGCCUACAGAGCGAAGCUCCAAUGGCUCUCCCGUCCAGGAUGUGUUGAACGAAGAACAAAACGCCAUUCACGAUUCGCUAACAGGAAAUGUCCAAAGGGAAGUCGGAAUGGUUAGUGAAUAAUUAUCCUGCUCCCACGCCACAAUAGAUGAAAUAACUGGUCGUAGUGGAAAAUGUACCCAACAGGAACAAAAAAAAAUCCUGCUCCCUUCCAGCUUCCCUAAAUUCCCUACAGAGUUGAAUCAGUUGUUUUAAUCAUUUAUUUUGUGACGUUGAAUAACUUUCCGACAUUCGUAUAUUUGUUGUUUCAUCAAAGUGGAAGGAACUGAAAAGCAGCAUUCGAAACCACAUUUUCUCUGCACAAAUCGCGGUUUGUAAUAUGACGAACGUUUUAAUUAUUUAUAAGAAAAUUAAUAGUAAUAAAAAGCAGUCAAAAUUCAUUACGAAACAAGCACA